UUCCUCCACAAUCAUGAUGACCCAGAAAAACUCAGCCAUCGCUGUUCUGCUUUUCUGCUGCAUUCUGAGUAUGCUCUCCAGCACAGUUUCCACAUAUGGACCACUGACCCAUGCCUGCUGUGUGAAAUACACACGCAAGCCUUUGCCAUUUCAUCUUAUCAAGGGUUACAUUGAGCAGAGCUCACUGGAGGUGUGCCGCAUUGAUGCCAUCAUAUUCUUCACAGUGAAGAACAAAAAGCUGUGUGCCAGUCCUGAAGAUGAAUGGGUGAAGGCGACGCUCAUAUGCCUCAGUGACAAACUGAAUGCAAUGGCUUCCAAUGGGACUCUUGAAAUCUCAGAAGGAAGACAAUGUCAGCCUCUGAAAAUGAUCACCAACUAAUUGUGGCAAACAAAACUCCAAGCUUCUUCUCGGCUUAGCACUUAGUCUUUGUGAAAAAUACAGUAUCACUGCAUUCCUAUGUAGAGCAUAUAUAAAACAUUUAACUGCAAAAUUUAUGCUUGUUUCAUAGUUAAAAAUAUACACAAUGCCAUAAUAAAUACUAUAUUUUUAACUUAAAUGGAAUUAAUAUGCAAUUGUCUUAAUUUUUACUCUUCCUUGUAUCACUUACACUUGGCUACUCAAUUUUAUAAAAAAAAUUGGGAUUGGAAGUUUUGGAAUAUUUGGGGCUGGAAUCCAAAAUUUGAUUUGUUUCUAACUCCAAAGUCACUUUUACCACUAAAUCACAAUCAGUAAAAGCUGCGUAACACAGACUUACCAAUUAAUUUGCAGGUUAUUUUCUCCGAAAAAAAUCAAAACUGUUAUGAAUUAAUUUAAAAAAUACUCAAGAACACUUCUAAAAGUAAUGUUUUUUUAAUUUACUUUGCUGACACUUUUCUUUUGAAACUGACGCAGUAUCAGGCUACUUACAACCAUUUGUUCAAGUGACUGAGUAAUUUAAGGUACGCAGUUUUUCUCAAAGCCGGCAGCACAGCGGCUGAGUUGUUGGAUUAUAGGUUCGAAUUCAUCACCCCUCCUAGUCUAGCACUCAGUGAUUCCAGGAUAGGCUCUGGACCACUAUCACCCUGACAAGGAUACGUGAUUAUUGAAAGUGAGUAAGUGAGCACCUUGCUCAAGGCUAACCUUGUGCCCUGUGCUUCAGCGACAGGCUCUGGAGCGUUGCAACUCUCAUUCGGAUAAGUGGUUACUGAUAGUUACUGAGUGAGUGUGUGACUUCGUCAGGGGUACCACAGUAAGGGGUGAGAUUUAAACCUGUGUCCUUCAAACUCUAACUGCCACGUUGCCUGCUAUCAGAAACUUUUCAAAACCAGAAUUUCAUGAAUGCUUUUCUAAGUAAAAUGGAAAAUCUGUGUAACUGAAAAUUCUUAAGCAUUAGUAACAUGAGAAGCCAGUGAACUUUACUGGCUUAAAUUUCAGU
This is a messenger RNA of Scleropages formosus (Asian bonytongue), 1415 nucleotides long. It is a transcript of the gene ccl20l, whose product is annotated as C-C motif chemokine ligand 20-like. Gene Ontology annotation, molecular function: chemokine activity. The record is from RefSeq and is a predicted model, not a curated record. Gene Ontology annotation, biological process: immune response. Bases 14 to 379 code for a protein of 121 amino acids. NCBI's taxonomy places the organism in Eukaryota, Metazoa, Chordata, Actinopteri, Osteoglossiformes, Osteoglossidae. Gene Ontology annotation, cellular component: extracellular region. The transcript has 4 exons.